This is a messenger RNA of Selaginella moellendorffii, 853 nucleotides long. Its product is annotated as FAD synthetase 2, chloroplastic. The transcript is spliced from 2 exons. Gene Ontology annotation, molecular function: FMN adenylyltransferase activity. The coding region runs from base 28 to 735 and encodes 235 amino acids. NCBI's taxonomy places the organism in Eukaryota, Viridiplantae, Streptophyta, Lycopodiopsida, Selaginellales, Selaginellaceae. Gene Ontology annotation, biological process: riboflavin biosynthetic process. The record is from RefSeq and is a predicted model, not a curated record.
GUUGCUCCCUGUGAUCGAGCGCGAGUCAUGCUCUUGUGGAGCGCUCAAUGCUCGGGUCUAACUCCGGAUGAAUGCUCGCUCGAGUUUGGCAAAGUUCGUCAUCUGAGUCCACAACAGUUUGUGGAGAAGCUGGCAGUGGAGCUCCGAGUGAAAGGCGUCGUCGCUGGCGAGAACUACCGCUUUGGAUACAAGGCAGCAGGGGACUCAUCAGAGCUCAAGAAACUUUGCAAGGAAUGGGGGCUGGACGUCUUUGUGGUGGAAGCUGUGAUGGACAAGUUCGACCAAGCGCCAUCGUCAGUGCAAGGCGAUGCCAGAGACCGGGGUCAGGUGUCGUCGACCAGGGUAAGAAAAGCUCUAGCUGAUGGUAACAUGAAGAGAGUCACAAACUUGCUCGGGAGGAACCACCGGUUGUUCAUGACACUUGACAAUGCAACGAGGAUACAGAUCGAGAGCGAAGAACAAGACCAUGAAGAACAAAGAGAGAAACGAGUGCUCUACAAGGUACCUCUCUCAGACUCAUGCAACCAGUAUCCAGCACAGGGAUCGUAUCGUUGCAAGGUAGCGUUUCAGGGGCUGGGACAGCAACAACAGACCUGGAAUGGAAAUGGUGGUGCGCUUGAGCGCUCCUGGGAAUGCGAUGUCGAGAUAACAGAGGACGAAGCUAGAAUCUGGGACUUGGAAACGCCAGAGAGCCUGGAACGGCGACAGGGAUUUGUGAGUAUAGAAUUCCGGUAGUAAAGUGACACUCUUACAAACUCUGGCGGUCCAGCGUGGCAGUGGGUUGUCCAGAGUGGCACUUCUAGUGGCACAGAGGCUCCACCAUAUCCAUGCAAACGUUGGCUGGCCCCCAAAA